Drosophila kikkawai is the source of this 2767-nucleotide messenger RNA. RefSeq names its product mutagen-sensitive 304 (gene mus304). Gene Ontology annotation, biological process: DNA damage checkpoint signaling; DNA repair. The record is from RefSeq and is a predicted model, not a curated record. NCBI's taxonomy places the organism in Eukaryota, Metazoa, Arthropoda, Insecta, Diptera, Drosophilidae.
UGUAAGUUGGUCACACAUAUCGUGAAAAUUGCAAUUUGUUUUUAUGGGAAAUUGUCUGGUUUCUCACCAAAACCAUCAAAAUAAUGGCCGCCAAGCGAUUUGGUCCCAUGAAGGACUUUGCGCGGGCCAAGAAGCCGCGCCUGGACGUCAGCGUCACCCGCUCCUCGACCCGCCCCAGUCCUCCAAGGAGCAUAAUGGACUUUUGGGACGACGAUGACGAUGUUAUCCUAAUGGCCACCCAGCGGGCGGAGGCAGAAAUCGAGGCGGAGGAACGCAAGAGGCGGGCUGGGGAAGGAGAAGUGGAGGCACCAAACAAUACCCGCAGCGAGAUUACCUUUAGCGAAUUCGCACCAACGGUCCAGGGCUGCACCAGCACGCAGCAAAUGUUUCCGCCGCCACCGCCGCCCGCCAAGAAGUCCAACGCUCUGGACUUGGAGGAGAUAUUCGCGGACGACGAUGACUUCGACUUCCUGGCCGUCACUCUCAUGGAUAGCGAGCCCCCAAAGCCCGUGGAGCAAGUCCAGCCCAGCACCAGUUCUGGCAGCAGGAUAAGCAUUCAUCAGAAAUCCACAACGAGCACGACAACCAUAAAUUUCACGCAAUCGCGUCAGCAGGAGCACCAAAUCAAAUUCCUGAUGGACCGCAUUGAGGCCCUGAAGCGAGACAAGUCCAAGCUGGAGAAGGAUCUGGGGGACAGCAACGAACGCAAUGAGAUUAGGUCGGGGGAGGUAAGCCUGCUUCGCGACGAACUGAAGCAUCUGCGGCAGCAGCUGCAGGUCAGCAAAAUGGAGAAGCUCGCUUUGGCCGACGAAAAGAACAGGGAUUGCAAUAAGAAGGUGGCCGAGGCGGCCAAGCAAAUAGCUGCCAAGGAUAUUGAAUUGAAGAUUAAGAACGCCGAGUACAGCAAGCUGAAGACCCAGCAGCGGGCUCACGAGAAGAGCCUGAACAUGAGCAUGAACAUGAACAUGAACAUGAGCAUGGCUGCCAUUGUCCCACCCGAUGCCACCGAGCAGCGCACUCUCCUCCGACUCAACCGGCUUAAUAUACACAGAUCGGUGCCAAGAUUACGAAGAGCGGAUAGUGGCAUUGAUUUUGAGUAUGACGAGGUUCGAGAUCAGGAGCAAAGGCAAAAGAAGAGGUCCCUUUUCGAGACGGAACUCAAGCAGUUGCUGCUCCACUAUGCUCAGUUGCAGGCGCAACCGGAAUCGCUGGACCAUCUCAUUCCACGAAUCCUUUCCACUGUGGGCAAGGUGUUUCUAGAGUUCUCCUCUUAUGCUCAGAGCUUAAAGUUUCCGCCCAACUGCACGCUGUAUCCUUAUAAUCCAUACAAUUUGGACAUGGAACCGGAGGUUCAGCGCAUCUCCCUUACCCAGCGGGGUCAUCUGUUUGAAGGCGAAAGAGCUUCAGUCCUGCGAAGAUACAUAAGCACAUUGGCCUUGAUAGGCCGGCAGCACAAAGAGAUUUCCAGUGCUCUCCUUAAGUGGAAACAUAACGAAGAAUUUGGUUUACUGGAGCUGGCCACAGAGGCUGUGGUCAAACUGGGAUUUUGCAAUGAUCUAAGCGAGCAUUUUGGUUUGCUAGAGGCUCUGGCUGCCCUGCUAAAUAGCCUCCUCCUCCUGCUGGAGGAAGAGGAUUUAUUGAAAGAAAAGGAGGAGCCAAUGUUUGAACUGCUCAGACAGUUGGUGUUUACACGUCCCAGUCCCUGGGUUUUCAAGGAGCUAAGCUCAUGCUUGCUAAGUGCCAACCGACAGGCCCAGCUGAUGGCCAGGAUGUGUGUGAAAAGUCCUAGGAAUUGCUUUGUUUCGGAUCGCGUGCGUUCCAUUUAUCGCUUUGCACCGGAUUCCUGUUUAUUGCAAGUAUAUGCCGGCCUCCUGGAGCUGUGUUUCUUCAGUGAAACUCCUUUGAGGAGGGAUCACUUUCAGCUGCUGCUUGAGAUUGGCGGCAAUCAUGUGCGCUUUGCCUUUGAGUGCUUUAAGAAUCCUCCAGAUUUUAUACUGGAAAUGUUGCCAUACUUUGCGGACGACGAGGAUCAGGAGCAGGAUCAAACGACAACUUUGCAGGCUUCGGUGUCCAAUGGUUCCACCUCAGCUUCUGCCUCAAACUCCCAUCUGAAUGGCAACUCGAAUUCGAGCUCCUCGCAGCGCAGCAACAGCAGCAAGGUCAACGAGUGCGAGUGUUAUGUGAAGUUGUGCCUCAGCGCUGUCACAAUUGUCUUCCAGAUGAUGCACCAAUGGAUGCUGCACGAGAGGAAAGCAGGCACCGAAACGGUGGGCGAGAUAUCCCGCGUGGCCGUCCACCUGCUGAACCUCAUCUUCCAUGAGUACUAUUUGACCUGCCUGUUUCGCGAUUCCGAAGAAACCACUAAGCACUACCUCAGCCUCAUCUGCAGCUGGUGGCGUGAGCAUGCUGACAUUUUGGGUUUCCAGCCCAUUCAGUUGCGUUUGCUUGGCCGGCUAGAGACCUCCCACUUUAUGCUCAAGCCUCUGCAUCAGGAGGCAAAUCCCAAAAAUCCGGCCAACGAUCUGGCCGAAUGGAGUCGCAUUGUCAAGGAUGCGGACACCCAAAGGGCAAAUAAUUCAACACAAAUAUCGUACAAUAGUAAGCUACUCAACGGCGACUUCUUUGCCGGUCUUAAACAAGUGGAUUACACAUUUGAAUAAUUAGAUAUUAUCUAGUAUUAAUAAAUUGUCUGAUGCCAAGUGCUUGUCUGUGAUUUAAAAAAUUUGUGGAAAAAAAUAUAACUGCUGUUUUUUAAACAUAUUUUCAA